AAACACAUGCAAAUCGUGCGAACAUCUUUUAUCAACAAACAACCUACCCUGCUUUGGUGCGAUUUUCGAGUUCAAAUUUCGAACCAUUAUGGGAACCUACUGGACAAAUUGUGGCCGCAAAAUCAACGCAAGAAUCGUACAAAAAUCUCCGAACGUGCUGAAUUUAUCGAUCGAUAACGUGGAACUCAAUGUUGAGCGAUUGUUGCGGCUAAAGCUUGCGGCAGGAGUAUUAUUCCUUUAUGCAUUGACCAUUCUGAUAAUCGGAAGCGGAAGAAGCAUUCUUUGGUUCCAUGGUGCUUUUGCGAUUUUAUUGCUUCUGAUUGGCUUUAGUUAUACUCGGAUUGUUAAGAAUGAGAAUAUCGUAUUGGUUAAGGAUUUUGCCCUGCAGUAUUCGACUAACUUCAUUGGAGGUUCGACCAAAAACAUCCUCAUUCCCAUUAAACACAUUCACGAUGUGGUGAUAAACGAAGCAUUCCACAAUUUGAAAGUUGUAUUUAUUCUGACGGUUCUAACAAAAGGGAAUCUUUUCAAAAGCAAGCCAGCAAUUACUUUGCUCAAUCAUCUGAACCCACGAGUGGAUUGCUUGGAAAUGAUAUACAAUGAAAUACAUACUAUUUUAGAUAUAGAAAAUGAUUGAAAUAAAUUUAUUAAAAUAUGAAAA
Molecule: messenger RNA, 661 nt
Organism: Aedes aegypti (yellow fever mosquito)
Lineage: Eukaryota; Metazoa; Arthropoda; Insecta; Diptera; Culicidae
Gene: PIG-H
Exons: 4
Coding region: 89-637 (182 amino acids)
Biological process (GO): GPI anchor biosynthetic process
Cellular component (GO): glycosylphosphatidylinositol-N-acetylglucosaminyltransferase (GPI-GnT) complex
Source: RefSeq, a predicted model, not a curated record